This is a messenger RNA of Solea senegalensis (Senegalese sole), 4841 nucleotides long. It is a transcript of the gene ttc7b, whose product is annotated as tetratricopeptide repeat domain 7B. Lineage: Eukaryota; Metazoa; Chordata; Actinopteri; Pleuronectiformes; Soleidae. Gene Ontology annotation, biological process: phosphatidylinositol phosphate biosynthetic process; protein localization to plasma membrane. The transcript is spliced from 23 exons. Gene Ontology annotation, cellular component: plasma membrane. Gene Ontology annotation, molecular function: protein binding. The record is from RefSeq and is a predicted model, not a curated record. The coding region runs from base 95 to 2965 and encodes 956 amino acids.
UUUUGAAAAUAAUGAACGGAAUUGACUGGCUAGUCUCACAGGUGACAGCGGUUGUGUUGAGCUCAAGACUCCGCUGCUGUUUUGGUCCACGAAAAUGACAGCGAGGAAGUCUGGCUCACGACUGGAGACUGAGAUAGAGCGGUGUCGCUCGGAGGCUCAAUGGGACAAGAUACCGGAGUUAGUGCGACAGCUCUCGGCGAAGCUAAUAUCAAACGAUGACCUAGGGGAGCUGUUGCAGGGAGAAUGUAAGCUUCAGACGUACUUGAAGGAAAAUCCCAUUAAACAAGGGGCCAGCCCGAGGGGCCCGCGACCUAAACUGCUGGAGGUCAGGAAACACCUGACUGCUGCUUUGGACAGGGGAAACCUCAAGGCCGACUACCUGCAGGAAGCUAGCUUGCUGAUGGGCAAACUCUGCUAUGUGGAGGGAGAAUACAGAGACGCUUUAGGUCACUACAGCAGAGUGACCAUGGAAGAAAUGCAGCUGGUCGGAGCUCCUGUGUAUAGACUCUCUAUGAUAGCAGAGGCCUAUGCUACGAAAGGACUUUGUCUAGAGAAGGUCCCAGCUGCUUCUCCAUCUCUGUCCAACAAGAACACUGGCUCUCCAUCGUCCAACAGGAGCACAACAGACAGGGAGCAAGACAUCAUCACCUGCUAUGAAAAGUCUGGAGACAUUGCUCUUCUCUACCUGCAGGAGGCUGAGAAGGCUCUGUCAGCAGGGAUUCAGAACCGCAGCCCAAAGCCCGGGCCGACAGCUCAGGACCAGGAACUGGGCUACUUCCUGGAGACAGGCCUGCAGAGAGCCCACGUUAUCCACUUUAAGAACGGCAACCUUACUCACGGCGUGGGCCGCUUCCGAGAGAUUCUUCGCGCCGUUGAGACCAGAACCACGCAGAACCUGCGCAUGACCAUAGCUAGACAGCUUGCAGAGAUCCUGCUCAGAGGAAUGUGUGAACAGAGCUACUGGUCUCCUGUGGAAGACCCGCCUACAGUGUCGCCAUUGGACGAUCCCACACGGCAAGGACACACUCUCAGCAAGAAUUACAGCCUGAGCCGACGCCCACGAGUGUACUCGGGGGAGAACCUGUUUUGCCCUCAGGAGAACACAGAGGAAGCUUUGCUGCUGUUGCUCAUCAGCGAGUCCAUGGCUAACCGUGACGCUGUCCUGAGCAGAAUUCCUGAGCACAAUAACGAUCGAAUCAUCAGCCUACAGUCGGCCUCUGUGGUGUACGACCUGCUCACUAUAGCUCUGGGCAGGAGGGGGCAGUACGAGAUGCUAUCAGAGUGUUUGGAGAGAGCCAUGAAGUUUGCCUUUGAGGAGUUCCAUCUGUGGUACCAGCUCGCUUUGUCACUCAUGGCCGCUGGCAGGUCUGCUCGUGCUGUCAAGGUCCUGAAAGAGUGCAUUCGUUUGAAGCCCGACGACCCCACAAUCCCACUGCUGGCUGUCAAACUGUGCAUCGGACCUCUGCACUGGCUGGACGAGGGCGAGUGCUUUGCAAAGAUGGUGAUCGACAUGGGGGAGAAAGCAGCCGAGUUCCGAGCCAAAGGCUACUUGGCCAUUGGGCUGGUUUACAGCCUGAAAGCUACUGAUGCAUCUUUACGAAGCAUGCAGGAGGACUAUCAGAGGAAAGCUCUGGGAGCCUUCCAGAGAGCUCAGAGUCUGUCUCCCACUGACCACCUUGCAGCUUUCUACUUGGCCUUGCAGCUUGCUGUGUCCAGACAGAUCCCAGAGGCACUAGGAUAUGUCCGACAGGCGUUGCAACUUCAAGGAGAUGACGUCCACUCCCUUCAUCUGCUGGCUCUGCUGCUCUCGGCUCAGAAACACUACCACGAUGGGCUCAAUAUUAUAGAGAUGGCUCUGUCCGAGUACCCGGAGAACUUCAAUCUGCUGUACACCAAGGUGAAACUGGAAUCCAUGUGCAGAGGACCAGAGGAAGCUCUGCUCACAUGUAAACACAUGCUGCAAAUAUGGAAGAGCUUUUACAACCUUACCAACCCCAGUGAUUCAGGGCGUGGCAGCAGUUUGUUGGACAGAGCCAUCGCAGACAGACGACAGAUCAAUGCCAUGACUCUGCCGGACUUCAGUGACCCUGAGACCGUCUCAGCUUCUUCCUCUUCUCACUCUGGUUCUGAGGCCAUCUCCCCCACUUCUCCAUCCACCUUUUCCACUCUCUCCUCACCGCUGUCCUCCCCUUCCUCCCUUUCCUCCUCCGUCUUCAUCUUCCAGCCUUCUCCCCUGUCACCCCUCAAAAGUCCAUCCCUCCUCACUCCACCUCCUGUUACUCCUGCACCCAACAAGACCAGGACUCACUCGUUUUGCAACCACGUCACUCUUCGCCAGCUCUCCAACUGCGGCCUUCACGACGCUAACACUCUUGGUUUUCCCUCCAUGUUUUCUGUUUGUUCGGUUCACGCCACUUCCAUAGCUGCCAGCCGUGUAGAGCAGGCUCUGUCUGAGGUGGCCUCAUCUCUGCAGAGCAGCGCUCCCAAACAUGGACCCCUCCACCCCUGGAUGACGCUGGCUCAGAUCUGGCUGCACGCAGCUGAAGUUUACAUCAGCAUGUCCAAACCCGCCGAGGCCACGGCCUGCACGCAGGAAGCCUCCAACCUCUUCCCGACAUCCCAUAAUGUGCUGUACAUGAGGGGGCAGAUAGCAGAGCUGAGGGGAAACAUAGACGAGGCAAAGCGCUGGUAUGAAGAGGCGCUGUCCAUCAACCCGACACACGUCAAGACCAUGCAGAGACUGGGUCUGAUUCUGCACCAGCUGCAGAGAUACAGUCUGUCUGAGAAGGUCCUGAGGGACGCUGUGCAGGUCAACAGUACGGCUCAUGAUGUGUGGAACAGUCUUGGCGAGGUGUUGCAGGCUCAGGGAAACGCCGCGGCGGCCACUGAGUGUUUCCUCACGGCCCUGGAGCUGGAGGCCAGCAGCCCCAUUCUGCCCUUCACCAUCAUCCCCAGAGCUUUAUGAGACGGACACACAGCGGCCUGAAUGUGACUCUCUCACACACACACACACAUGCACACACCGGCACUGCCCUAUCCUUACAAACACACACACACAAUAGACAUGCAAAUAAUAUAUAUAUAAACAUCCAUACAUGCUUCUCCCCACAUUGCCUCAUCGUGUGCAUGUUCACCAUGUUUUCUCUGUACGCGUGCCAACAUGACACCUGUGCGUAUUUGUUUGUCCGUUAUUUUUAAACUCACGGUUUCGUUUCUCCUCUCGUUCUCAGAUGUAAAUAAGAUGCAGUCUUUCAGUGACUUUGAGCCUCAGAGUUUACGCUCUAUAAAUGUCCCAGAACACGCAAUUAAAAACAUUUUUCCUCCACACAAUGUGGGUGUGAAGCUGAUGUAUCGAUGACAAAAAUGGGCAAAUUGUGUACACACACACACACACACACACACUCAGCAUGCAGCUCCCCUUUUUAAGCCUAACUAAACUCUAACUUUAACCAUAACUAGUUAAUACCGAACCUAAACUUAACUGGUUCCUCAGAAAUGAGGUAACAAAUACAAGAACACAUGUUUUGAACGGUUGCUGUUUGAUUUUGCUCAGGAGAGACAGAUUUUUAAAACUCGACUGGAACAUGGACAGACAUGAUCAAUAGAUCGACGAAGAUUCAAUCUGCCAAAACACAGGCUGCAUUUACACACACACACACACACACACACGAGAGGUAAUUGUCAUGUGUACAGUUUCAUAACCAUUUGUGAAUGAUGUUACUGUGACACUGAGAUUAUAAAGCAAUACACAUCAACACUUUGUCACUUUUGUUGCUGAGCAGAAGACAAGCGUUACAUGAGAUGUUACGGACGGAUGUGAAUAUAAAAGAAAAAGUCCAUCCGUUAAUGUGACUAUUUUGUAAUUAUAUUAAAACGAUACAAAACUGAAACAAUGUUUUAUUAGUGAUUGCUUGGAUUAAAAAAAAUAAAAAUCCAUCUAUUAUAACAUGAUGGCAGAUUUUUACGAGGUUUCUUGAAUGCAUGUCAGUUACUGCUCCUCUUUGUUGUACAUCCUUCGAACUCUCACAUCACAGCAGAGUUUAGAGUUAUUUCAACAGGGUUUUGCUUCGAAAUGCCCGUCCUUAAUAUGUCUUAGCUUAGCUUGGCAUAAGGGGUGUGUCUUUGAGACUUUUGAGUUUUGUUUGCAGUGUAGUCGAGCAGCCAAUGGUAGCACCCGCUCUCUCUCUCUCUCUCCGUGGCGACGUGAGGCUGUAAACAGAGAGCAGAGAAAGUGCACGAGUGUUGUUUUUUCAUGAAAUAUUGAUGAAUAAUGCCAAAAAGAGCCAUACCUACUGAACCUUAAUGAACAUUACAUUGCAUUUUAUUUUUUAAAAAACUGUACAGAAAGCUGUUAAAACAAACCAUUAAGAAAGAAAAAAGGAUAAUUAUGGAGCUAAUAGACUACUCAACCGCUGCCAUGUUCCUAUCAGUCCUGUCAAAAUGUGUAUUUUACUGUUUUUUUUAUGGUCACAUACACACACAGACACAAUCUUUUAUUCAAAAACUACAACUUGUGUGUCAUUAAUCAUUACAAUUACUCAUGAAUCUGAUGUGUGUAAAUACAGCCACAGUGAUUGUGUGUGUUGUCGUCUUCUUGUCCUGUCAGUCAUGUACUUUUUCUUUUCUACUUUUGAUUAUAAAUACACAGUUAUUAUUGUAUAUUUGAUCGUUCCAGGUGUUAUUAUUUUUAGAGAAUAAAUUAUAAUUCUAUUUUCUGGAGAGUUGAAGUUACGGAGACGCUGUCGGAGGAAUUUUCCGUUCCUGAAAUGCUUGUUGUUGUCGAUCGUCUUUGUGCUGUAAAUGAAUGACUGAAAGGUAAUAAAAUUGCUUUUAAAAACAAA